Messenger RNA from Geodia barretti, 579 nucleotides. Lineage: Eukaryota; Metazoa; Porifera; Demospongiae; Tetractinellida; Geodiidae. The record is from the annotation of a GenBank genome assembly.
AUGGCAACUGCCAUAGUUGACAGUCUGCUGGAGCUGCUGAGCACUGCAGGCCAGGCCGAAUACCACGGGGAGAAGGUGUCUCAGUUAGAGCACGCGCUGCAGACAGCGGACCUGGCGCGCCGAGAGGGAGAGAGCGAGGAGGAGGUUCUGGCCGCUCUACUACACGACAUUGGUCACGUGUGGCCCGAGGGAGACGGCGACGGGGAGAGGGAAGUCACGAGUGUUGGUGUCGUUCACCACGCGUCGGUAGGGGCCGCAGCUUUACGGAAAAUGGGCUUCUCGGAGGCUGUCGCUAGUGUCGUCGCCGGUCACGUGAAUGCGAAACGUUACCUCGUCGGUCAAGACACCGAAUACGCCGGGACACUUUCCGAGUGUAGCGUCGAGUCUCUACGGCGGCAGGGUGGCCCCAUGGGCGCUGAAGAAGCGGCAGAGUUCGCGCGCGGUCCGUGGUUCGAGGCGAAGAUAAGAUUGCGAAAGCGGGACGAUCGCGCCAAGAUUCCGGGGGCAAUCGUCCCUGGACUGGACAGUUACCGGGACAUAAUGAUCGCCCACUUGUCUAGCCAACAAAACUGCAAAUAA